UUUGCGUUGCUGGCCAAUUGUCAAACUGGGAAAUCGUUGCUGUCCUGGUGCCUUGCUUCUUCUUCCAAGCUGCGCCACCUGAGCUUUGCAGAGGUCGCGCUCAAGAUGGCGUCUCAAGACGAGCCGUGGUUUCUCAAGUCGAAAAAGCCAGUAGCCCUUCCUAAACACCAGGCUGUCGACUUUUCUGAAAAAGAGUUCGAUGCCUUUGUAAAGCGCACUGUUGUCGUCCGAGAAACUGCCAGCAGUGCUGCAGUCGACGCCAAGUCUUUUCCCGACAAGGACGAUGUCUUGACCGAAACCACAGAGGCGAGCGUCAGUGGCAUUCUGACGCCGCCCUCGACCACUGAAGAUGUCCGUGAGGUUUUGAACAGCAUGGAUAUAAACACGUCCCAAGACGGCACAUCCGAGUCUGGGGAUCAACCCGUGGUCGACAUGGAAAACAAGAUGCUCACGGAGAAUGCAGACGUGGCGUAUAGAUCUACCAAAAACGCCCUGGUUGAUCUUUUCGCCGAGUUGGAAGACGUCGUUUCGGGACCUCGUCUAAUUGAGCUGCUCAAUCUUGCCUGGGACUGCGACCCCGACGUCACUCUCAAGAUCAUCUUCAACGCCCGGUCCAUCCACCUGGGUAAAAGCUCCCGCCACACCUUUUACAGGUGCGCGGGCUGGCUGUUCCAAAAACACCCGGCGACCCUCAUCACCAACCUGCGCUGGCUGAGCCGACCAGUCAUCCAGAAGAGGGUGGAGAGGAAGGAGGGCGAGGAUCCCGAAAAGGCGGUCUUUGUCGAGGUGGCCGAGGUGGACGAGAACGACCCUGCGCACUACGACGUCAGGAAUGGUGUGUCGCACGGGUACUGGAAGGACUUGGUCAACAUUCUGGCGCUUGCGGUCAACGGCAAGCUCGACCCCCUGGCAAACCCAAAGGAUAUUCUCAACGUGUAUCAAGAAAAAUACGACGAGGCCAGCAGACUCACGCAGAAACAAGCCAAGGAGAAGCGACGUGAGACCUCGGACGCUCGCCACAGGAUGGCCGUCGACAAGUUUGAGAAUGACGCCAGCUAUCGAGCCCUACACUUGGCCGUCGCCAGAUUGUUUGCCGAGCAGCUCAAGACCGACCUCGAACGCCUUCGAGGUGAGCAGCCGCAGGCUAAGCGAAACAUUUCACUGUGUGCCAAGUGGGCACCAUCUGCGGGACGCUUCCACGACAGGCACACGUACAUCACCUCGACGAUUGCAGAGAUUCUGGCCCACUCGUCAGCAGCAGAUGAAAACAGCAAGGACCGCGAACAUUUCAUACGCCACGCCCGCGAGUGUUACCGAAAGGAUGUUUCCGCUCUUCGCAAGGCCUUGGAAGUGGUCGAGUGUGACGUGUCGGCAAAGACCUUUGACAAGAUUCACUACGACCGCGUGCCCUCCAUCGCGAUGCAAAACUACACGCCCAUAUUUGUCAAGAGGGACGGGAAGCGCUUUGACGAGUACAUCACCAAGGUAGCAGAAGGGUCGGCCAACAUCUCGGGUGCCGUCCUGUCCCCGAGUGUGCUAGUCAGGAGAGCAGAGGGCGGAUACAGAUCGAGCAUGUCCCGGGGCAAUAACAAGAAAAGCAUGGUGGACGACAAGAUUGCAGAGAUGCAGAGGAAAGUGGCAGACGGCCAGUGGAAGACGCUCGUGCAGCGGAUCCGGGACAGCGGCACGCUCGACAAUAGCAUCGCCGUCUGCGACGUCAGCGGGAGCAUGUCUUCCCCUAUGUUCAAGGACCAGACCUGCCCCAUGGACUCGGCGAUCGGUCUGUCGCUGCUGGUGGCCGAUGUGUGCAAACCUCCAUUCGGCGGGUCUUUUAUCACGUUUAGCACAGACCCGGCCAUCCAGACGGUGGAUCUCAAGGCGUCGCUUUGCGAAAAGAUUAGGGACAUGCGGCGGGCCGACUGGGGCAUGAGCACCGACUUUGUCGCCGUGUUUGAGAAGCUCGUCCUGCCCAUGGCGGUCAGGAACGAGGUCAAGCCCGAGGAUAUGGUCAAGCGGGUGUUUGUGUUUUCGGACAUGCAGUUCGACGAGGCCGUCUGGGAAAACCACCAAUACGACGACGACGGGACGCUAAAGGAAGGCGCCGAGAGCUCGAGCUGGUCCACGAGCUACGAGCGGGUGCAAGCGGCAUACCGCGCCGCCGGCUACGAGAUGCCCGAGCUGGUGUUUUGGAACCUGGCGGGCGGCAGGGCGGGGGUGACGGGCCACGGCGACGCGACGGCGCCCAAGCCUGUCACGGCGGACAUGGAGGGCACGGCGUUGGUCAGCGGGUACAGCCAGGGGAUGCUCAAGGUGUUUUUGGAUGGUGGUGGUUUCGAGGAUCCUGAAGACGAGGACGAGGACGUGAUGGACGUUGUCCAGGGUGAGGAUGGAGAGGUGGACGUCCAGGAGCACAAGAGGCGCAGGAAUGAUCCUUUUGAUACUGUGCGCAAGGCGGUCAGCCACCAGGCGUAUUCGAUGUUGAAGGUUGUGUAGUAGUAGUAGUAGUAGUAUUAUUUAACGCCGGGCUCGGCCCGGCUCAUUAGCCGGCCGUUAGCAACCUCCCGAGGGGUAUCUCGGCGCGCUUUCUAUUUUCUCUAUUUACACAGCGGAAAACAAGGGCAUAGAAGCGAAUCGAGCCUGACCGGGUUCGUGCCCGGUCCUGCUUACAGGUUUGUUCACUGACGCGACCCCGUGCCUUCAGGCGCACGGAGGAUUCGUCUGACGGCAGUUGACGGCUCUUCAUCGAGAGGGGCCUGUGUCCAAACAGCGGAGCUGUCGGUCGUUUGUAGCCAUGGAGACGAAGUUCCCAACAAGUGUGGGCUCGACGGCACAGGCGGGUGGUUGUUGUCGAUAGCCAGCCGGGUUAUCCUUGCCACGGGUAAGCGGGGAGGAGGUGGAGGGAGCAGGAUUCGAACCUACGUUACUCAAGUAACAGCCAUGGCGCUUAACCACUGCGCCAUUCCCCCCGG
Molecule: messenger RNA, 2969 nt
Organism: Pyricularia oryzae 70-15
Lineage: Eukaryota; Fungi; Ascomycota; Sordariomycetes; Magnaporthales; Pyriculariaceae
Exons: 1
Coding region: 106-2493 (795 amino acids)
Source: RefSeq, a predicted model, not a curated record